CAGUGAUAAUGUGCAACAGCUUUCAAGUGUUGACCUAGUUUGAAGGACGCGGUUAGAUGAUACAGUGUGCAGCAAUCAGUCGAGGAUCGUCACUGUGCAGUAGAUUCUAUACGACACAUAGUGGCCGUGACCCUGUACGGUGUCCAUGGAAAAUGUUACCGGUGAUAAAAAGUGGGUAGAGAUUCAAUCGCUUUAUCUCUUCUUCGGACAAGGGUCCGCAGUUUUGAUAGCACUGCACUGUAUACAGUAGGGUAGAUUGACCUAAUCUUUUCAGGUGAAGGUACUCGCGUAUCUCGCUAGAGACUUGCAGUCCUGGUAGUGGAGACUCUCGAUUGUUUAAUUGGCUGGCGACGAGUGUUGCGAUCAGCUACGUUGUGGACGGACCAUGGCGACUCAACCACGACUAACAUACUUCGACGGACGAGGCUACGGGGAACUCAUCAGGAUGACACUCUGUGCUGCAGGAAUUGAGUUCACAGAGUGUAACAUGGAGUCAAGAGAAGAAUUCCUUCAAAUGAAAGCAGGUGGCAAGAUGCUGUACGGUCAGCUGCCACUGCUAGAGAUAGAUGGACAGAACCUAGUUCAGAGGAGGGCAAUCCUACACUACCUGGCCAUAAGGGAGGGCUUGUAUGGUUCUAACCUCACAGAAAAUGGCUUAGUGGAGAUGUACUUCGAGGGGUCACGGGACUUCAUGAACAGCUUUGACUUCCUGGUGUUUGACGAUGUGGAACCAAUUCUGCAGGAUUAUCGGAAGAAGUUUUUCCCCAGAUAUCUUCCAGUGUUUGAAAAGAUUCUGGAGGCAAGCAGCAGUGGGUACCUGGUGGGUAAAGGCAUGACCCUUGCUGACAUUUCACUUCUCGAACCUCUGCUGACAGCACACGAGCAAUUUGGGGAAGGUGUUCUGGAUGGCUAUCCUAAGUUGAAGGAAUUCUACAAAAUGAUGACAACACUCCCAAACAUCGCUGCUUUUCUUAAGGGACCUCAUCGCAGACAAUCGAACACCCCUGAGCAUGUGAAAGACGUGUGUGAAAUCGUUGCUAUGGAAUUCCAUCGAUAGAUGACAACUGUUGCAUAACUGUUUAUUAAUAAAAAGGAAUGACAUUGAGGUGAUGUUCAGCAACAUGACAAAGAAAAACAUUUUGAUGUUUUUGACUUGUGGAGAUUUUAUGUAGGCUUCCAAUUUUGUCACGAGUUACCUCCCUUCCAUUGGGUAGCCCCGUGUUUGAUGAGCUUCAGGCUGUAUUAUUCUGGGAUUCCAUCACUCCUUGCCAACAUGUCACUUGUGCAAAACAACGAGUGAUAAUGAAAAAAAUACCGUGUUUCACUGAGACAUUUCAAAAGUAGAAAUUUCACAACACAAAACAUAAAUACAAAUUGAUAUUCAUGAAAUGCCAGUAGGUGAUGUAAACAUAUAUGUAAUGUUUGAAACUGGAUGCCUGACUAACAUCGCAUCAAUUUGCUAAGCCGAUGGUAGAGGAAGACAGUGAGGUGGUGCGUCAUUCGGGUGACAGCAAACAGUGGACUAAACUAGAUUUUGCUGCUUGGGAUUUGGAGAGUUGAAUCGACCCCUAGUGAUAUGAAAGUAUGCCUUGCAAACUCGGUGAAGUAUUUUGACAUUCCUUGACCUAGAUAUGGCGACAUGGAUCUUAAUUCAAUAUUUGUUGUUUAAAUGUCGAUAAUAAUU
Messenger RNA from Haliotis rubra (blacklip abalone), 1684 nucleotides. Its product is annotated as glutathione S-transferase A4-like. Gene Ontology annotation, molecular function: glutathione transferase activity. Bases 386 to 1057 code for a protein of 223 amino acids. The record is from RefSeq and is a predicted model, not a curated record. The transcript has 6 exons. Gene Ontology annotation, biological process: glutathione metabolic process. NCBI's taxonomy places the organism in Eukaryota, Metazoa, Mollusca, Gastropoda, Lepetellida, Haliotidae.